Molecule: messenger RNA, 6072 nt
Organism: Boleophthalmus pectinirostris (great blue-spotted mudskipper)
Lineage: Eukaryota; Metazoa; Chordata; Actinopteri; Gobiiformes; Gobiidae
Product: complement C3-like
Exons: 46
Coding region: 188-5866 (1892 amino acids)
Cellular component (GO): extracellular region
Molecular function (GO): endopeptidase inhibitor activity; protein binding
Source: RefSeq, a predicted model, not a curated record
CCAUCUAGACUCAUAGGCCAGAGUCCAGACUACAGUGGGGCAAGACCCUGGUCCACAUCCCAGACUGGAGCUAGGACUACAGCGGCACUAGACCCUGGCCCAGAUCCCAGAUCUGAGUUUGGACUACAGCGGCACUCGACCCUGGCCCAGAUCCCAGAUCUGAGCUUGGAUUUGCCCUUGAGGUGCCAUGGUGAGGUGGAGGUUCUUCCUGGAGGUUUUUCUGUGCCUCUGGUGCUCUGUGAACGCACAAAAUUGGCGAGACAGAUUUGAGCCUUUUGAGCGCCACCUACAACAUUCCAGACGUCCGGAUGAGAUCGGCACUGGUCCCCGGUUCAGAGUCCUUGCUCCAGACGUGCUCAGAGCAGACAGUGAGGAAAAUGUGGUUCUUCAGGCCGAUGGGGUCUCUGGUGCGGUCCCGGUCUCCAUCCAGGUCUGGGACUUUGGACGGAGCAGCGUCCUUACACAGACCUACGCCACCCUGAGCCAGGACAAUAAAUACCACAUGGUUCACAGUAUACGGAGCCUGAGCAAUGCUUCACUUCAAGCAUUUGCCUACAUGUCCAGAGAGCCUGGCAGACUUCUGUCCACCCUGACCAUCGCCAGACGUCAGGUGUGGCUAGACCAGUCCCCCCCGUCGGAGCUUUGUAGGGAUACACUUCACACACUGCCCAUCCGUGACCGCGCCUCCAGAGUCCAGAGCAGAAUAAGAGAGAGACUAGAAUCCUACCCCCAGACCAAAGUCCACUUUGGAGUUCAAACAAGACCAGAGAUCAAGACCAGACUACAGCAGGACUACGGUGGGACUACGAGUUACAUCAGAGUCCAAACUGGGGUCCAAACAAGACCUAAUCUGGACCGGAUAUGGGUGGGACUUCAGAAGAUCUACGGGUUAGACCAUAGUCUAGACCCAUCUAGACUCAUAGGCCAGAGUCCAGACUACAGUGGGGCAAGACCCUGGUCCACAUCCCAGACUGGAGCUAGGACUACAGCGGCACUAGACCCUGGCCCAGAUCCCAGAUCUGAGUUUGGACUACAGCGGCACUCGACCCUGGCCCAGAUCCCAGAUCUGAGCUUGGAUUUGCCCUUGAGGUGCCAUGGUGAGGUGGAGGUUCUUCCUGGAGGUUUUUCUGUGCCUCUGGUGCUCUGUGAACGCACAAAAUUGGCGAGACAGAAUCCUGAUGGUAUUGCGGUUUAUCAAACGUCCAGAAUGAGAGCCACCAACGGCAUUUUUAAAGACACAUUCAGCCUCACAGAACUCGUCAAAGAAGGCAUGUGGACGGUGACAGCAAAGUUUGACCACUGGGAGCAGAAUACGUUCAACUCUACGUUUGAGGUCAAGAAAUACGUGCUUCCUGCGUUCAACGUGACCCUCACUCCACAGAAACCUUUCUUCAGCGUCGACGACAAUGAACUGGUCAUAACCAUCACAGCCAGGUACCUGUACGGUCAGCCUGUGCAGGGAAAGGCUUACGUCAUGUUUGGAGUGAAACAUGAGAAAGAGAAGAUCCGUCUGAGAGCCAUGAAGCAGGUCACCAAUCUGGAUGGAGGGACAGUGUCUCUGACCCUGAAUGACCUGAAGGCAGAGUACCCAAACAUCAGGAGUUUAGUGGGAAAGUCCAUCUACGUCAAGGCCUCAGUGCUCACUCUCUCAGGCGGUGAUCUGGUGGAGACAGAGAAGAGCGGGAUCCGGAUCGUCAUUUCUCCGUUUGUUUUAUCGUUCCGAGACGCUCCAAAGUACUUCAAACCCGGCCUGCCCCUCGCCCUCACGGUGGAUGUGAGGCACCAUGACAACUCUCCGGUCCAAAAUGUCCAAGUGAAGCUGUCAUUCCAGGACACUCCACUAGUGGUCAGUGGAGGCUCCACUCGCACCAGUAUCAACAUGCCCAAAGACAGGAACGUGCAAGUCAUCACGGCAGAGACGGUGCAGCCAGGUCUGAGGCCGGAGCAGCAGGCCCGCACAGAGCUCCGGCUGAGGUCCUACAUGACAUACAGGGCAGCCCUGAAUCUGCUCUACAUCUCUUGGGAGGGCCACCGGGUCAGUGUGGGAGACAGUCUGCGCCUCAGCUUCACUUUGAUCGUGGAGAAGCCAGAGCACCGGCAGCACAUCAAACACAUCACGUACAUGGUGCUGAACAAAGGGAGUAUCAUCAAAUCAGAGCGACUGGAAGUCUUUUCCCAGCAUGUGGUGGCGAUACAGCUCAGUGUUACCCCAGAAAUGAUGCCCUCUUUUCGAGUCGUUGCGUUCUACUCACUCCCCUGGUCCAUAGAGGAGGAGGUGGUGGCUGACUCCAUCUAUGUGGAGGUGCAGGAGUCCUGUGUGAGGACGCUGAGUGUGGGACCACAGGGGACACCCACUGACCUCAUGCCUGGGAAGACGCUCCGCCUGCGAGUACAAGCAGAGCCCGGCUCCACCGUCAGCCUGGUCGCUGUGGACAACUCUGUGUUUCUGCUGCGGGGAGACAGGCUCACCCAGAGCAAGGUGUGGGGCGUGCUGCAGAGGGGGGACCUGGGUUGUUCACGUGGGGGAGGGGCCAGUGCCAGAGGAGUCUUCUCAGAUGCUGGACUGCUCUUCUUCUCAAACGGCCGUUUCAGGACUGACUUCAGACAAACGCUGCAGUGCCCACGCAGCUCCAGGUGGAGACGCUCUGCUGAUCUCGUAGAGCGCAAAGCUGCACUUGAACGGGAGUACAAAGAUGAGCUGUUGCGCCGCUGUUGUGUGGAUGGUCUCAGGGACAUUCCGAUGCGGUACUCAUGCACACGGAGGUCCCUGUACAUCUCAGAGGGAGUGGAGUGUAUCCGGGCUUUCAGACACUGCUGUGGCAAGUACCGGGGCGAGCCCAUCGACCCCCACAUGCCCACUGCCAUGCCCAGCUUCAUCACAACCACCACCACCCCCACCCCCACCACCAGCGCGCCCAGGCAAUGGGGCAGGUUGGAAAUAAUGCCCUACCGCCUCCCGUUUGACCGAGUAGGAGUCACAUUUUACUCCCCUGGUAUGAAUGGGGGGAUGAAACAAUUCGGAAGGCCAAGGGAACCGCCGAUGACGGGGCAGCCUGGUCCACGUGGGGAGGCACGAACAGACACACCUACGCAACAAGAAGAUCUGUAUGAGGAGGACUGGGAGGACGAGGACUUGGACGAGACCAUGGUGGAUCUCAGGUCUAAGUUCCAGGAGUCGUGGCUCUGGGAGGACCUGCCUGUGCCCUCCAAAUCGGACCACAGCACAGGGCUGUCCUCUGUGACUGUAGAGCGCCCCCUGCCUGACAGUAUCACAGAGUGGGGCAUCAUGGCCAUCAGCACCUCGGCUCAAACAGGCUUCUGUGUGGCAGAGCCUUAUAACGUCCGAGCCUGGAAGCCCCUCUUUGUGGAUCUGAAGCUGCCGUACUCUGUCGCCCGAAAUGAACAAGUGCAGAUCCGAGCCGUGGUCUACAACUACUCCCCUGACAACAGAGAGGUGCGUGUGACUCUGAAGAGGACAGAGCAGAUGUGCAGUGUUGCGUUCAGGGACAGCUUCGUUCAGGAGGUGUUGGUGGAGUCUGGUUCCUCUGUGGUUCUGCCCUUCACUGUGGUGCCUCUGGCUGUGGGACACCUGCCCCUCGAGGUGAUAGUGGUCACCAAAGACAUGAUGAUGACCGACGGUGUCCAGAAGAACCUACGUGUGGUGAUGGAGGGAGUGCAGAAGACCAAAGUGUGGAGUGUGGUGCUGAACCCUGCAGCUGAAGGAGGCACUCAGACCGUGCGGAUGGGGAAGAUCGAUCUGGACUCUGUGGUGCCAAACUCGGUCCCAGAAACCUUCAUCAACGUCCGAGGCAACGUGCUCGCAGACAGUCUGGAUAACUCCCUGAACCCGGACUCUCUGGCAGCUCUGAUCCGGAUGCCUGGGGGCUGUGUGGAGCAGAACCUGGCCUCCAUGUCUCUGCCCACCAUCGCCUUCCUGUACCUGGAGAGGACGGACGACUGGGGGAGAGUGGGCGCACACCGCAAAGACGAGGCGCUCGGCUUCAUACGAAAAGGCUACAGCAAUCAGCUGGCCUACAGGAGGAGUGACGGCUCAUACCCCCCCUACAGGAAGCAAGGGGCAAGCACAUGGAUCACUGCGUUUGUGGUGAAGGUCUUCUCCAUGGCUCACUCCAUCAUAGGAGUGGAGGAGCAGCAGGUGUGUGAGCCUCUACUGUAUCUGCUCCAACACCGACACAAGCCAGAGCGUAGUGUGUUCAUAGAGGAGAACCCGGUCUACAGCACCACCAUGACGGGCGGUCUCCGUGGUGAUGACCCCCAGGUGACCCUCACGGCGUUCGUCUUGAUCGCUUUGGCUGAAGCGAAGGAAGCCAAGAUCCACUGCAGUGAGGCCAGAGUCAACACAGAGGCGGUGAUCCGUAACACAGCAGCCUACCUGAAGAAGGCGCUGCAGGUCACACGGCGCCCGUACACUGUGGCCAUCGCAUCGUACGCUCUGGCUCUGCUCAAGGACCAGGUGGACUUCAACCCAACACCAGCGCUGCUCAGAGCCUCCUCUGCUGGUGGCAGUCAGUGGGUGGACAGUGAGAAUCACCUCUUCACUCUGGAGGCCACAGGCUACGCUCUGCUCACUCUGCUCAAGAUGAACGCCAUGACAGAGGCCGCUCCACCGUUUAAAUGGUUAAACAGCCAACGCAGGCAGGGAGGGGGCUACGGGUCCACUCAGCCCACAGUGGUGGUUCUCCAGGCCUUGUCCGAGUACCUGAUCAAACAGCCACCUUCACAAAACCUAGAUCUGAACGUGGACGUCCGAAUGGGAGCUCGCACAAUUCCAUAUUAUUUCAACCCAGACACCUCCUACGCAGCCCGCACAGCCCGGCUUCUUAACAAUGUGGAUCUGGAGGUGCAGGCUCGAGGGAAUGGACAGGGAAUCCUUGAGGUGGUGACCUACUACAACCAGCUUCACGAGGUGGAGGAGAAGACGCCUUGUGUUCACUUUGAGCUUGAGGUCACAGUGGAGGAAUCAGCUGAAAAGUCUUCUCCUGAUGUGGUCAAGUCCUACCUCAUGACCAUCAAAGUCCUGGCACUAGGACCCAGAGACGUGCGGAUGGUGGUGCUGGACGUGAGUCUGCCCACAGGCUUCACUCCAGACAACACAGACCUCGACAUGCUUUCUAACUCAGUGGACAAAUACAUCGCAAACUUUAAAGUGGUGGACAACCUGAGUGACAGAGGCUCCCUGAUCCUGCACUUGUUUAAGGUUUCGCACAAAGAACCGGAGAUCGUGAUUUUCAAACUCCAGCAGAACUUUAAAGUGGGACACAUUCAACCCUCCUCCGUCACCGUGUACGAGUACUACAACCCAGACCACCGGUGCAGUCGUUCGUUCACUCCCAGAGAAAACACAGAGGAGCUGACUCAGAUCUGCUCUGGGAACGUCUGCAGAUGCACUCAAGGAGACUGCUGUGUCCCAAAGGAAGACUCUGAGAACUUGUCAGACAAAGCCCGCGAGACGUUUGCCUGCACCACUCUGCACCACGUGUUCAAAGUGAAAGUGCUGAGUGCGACCGAGAGUUACUAUGACAAAUACGAGCUGCAGAUCACACAAGUCAUCAAACUGGGAGCUGAGGCGGGGAUUCUGGCCGGACAGAGCCGGACCUUCCUGUCUCAUGGAGCCUGCAGAGACAGACUCAAGCUGGUCCCAAACCAGGAGUACCUCAUCAUGGGCCCCAAAGACGACCAGUGGAACAUCGACAGCGCCACCAACAGGUACGUGUAUCUGCUGGGUAAGAACACGUGGGUGGAGCGAUGGCCGUCUGAGGAGGAGUGCAGCGCCUCCCUCAGGCAGAAGUGUGAGAGUCUGAACGCUAUGGCCAACGAGCUGUCCACGAACGGAUGCCGACUGUAACUACGCAGUGUCCCUGAACGCACCACCACUGGAGCUGUCCAAUCACUCUGUGUUAUUAUUAUUAUUACACAAAUAAUACAAAAAAAUAUUACACUUUUUUGAGCUGUCUACCAUGUUAAAAAAGUUGUACCCUCAUCAAAAACAUGUCUGAAAAGAUUUUACAUCAUCAUCCAUACUUGUUUGUCUAAUAUUGUGAUCUCUCCUGA